CCAGGAUGCGCCGGAAACGCAGCGUUGCUCCUGAGCCGGCAGGGAAGACGCCGUGUGGGGUUGGAGGCUGGGCGAAGCGUCGUCCCGGCCGAGCAUCUUCUGUCAGCGCGCUUGGCGGCCUGCUGCCGACAAUGUCCGCCUCCUCCGAAGAGGGAUCGACUGUCGAGGAAAGUGAGGAUCUCACUACCAGCAUGAACUUGAUGGACUUCUCGGAUGAGAUCCUCUUGCACAUCCUGAGAUACAUCCCAGUUUCUGAUCUUGUCCUCAGCAUCCGGAGAGUGUGCAGGAAACUUGCAGUUCUCAGUCUUGACAAAAGCCUCACCCACCUGGUGAUCCUGCACAAGGACUACCAGGUGGACAAAGACAAGGUAAAGCAGCUAAUGAGGGAGAUCGGAAAGGAGAUUCAUGAGCUGAACGUGGCUGGCUGUUAUUGGCUGCCUGGCUCUACCGUUGACCAGGUGAUCCACUGCAAGAACCUGGUGAGACUGAACUUGUCCGGCUGCCACCUAACUUCCCUCCGCCUCUCCAAGAUGCUGUCUGCCUUGCAGCACCUCCGCUCAUUGACCAUCGAUGUCAGCCCUGGCUUUGACUCCUCCCACUUGAGUAGUGAGUGCAAAGCCACGCUGAGCCGUGUGCUGGAGCUCAAGCAGACUCUCUACACUCCCUCCUAUGGGGUUGUUCCCUGCUGCACCAGCCUCGAAAAGCUCCUCCUGUAUUUUGAGAUCCUCGACAGGUCACGGUUCAUCCUCUCCGGCCAGCUGAUGGUAGGCGAGAGCAACGUGCCCCACUACCAGAACCUACGGGUCUUCUACGCUCGGCUUGCCCCUGGGCUGGUCAACCAGGAGGUGGUGAGGCUUUACUUGGCGGUGCUGAGUGAUCGGACACCAGAGAAGCUCCACGCCUUCCUCAUUUCUGCCCCUGGUGGCUUUGCCGAGAGUUGCACCGUCAAAAACCUUUUGGACUCCAUGGCCCGGAAUGUGACAUUGGAUGCCCUGCAGCUCCCCCGGUCUUGGAUGAAUGGCUCCAGCCUCCUCCAGCACUUGAAGUUCAGCAACCCUGUCUACUUCAGCUUCAGUCGCUGCAGUUUAUCCGGCGGCCAGCUUGUCCAGAGGGUCCUCAACAGUGGCAAAGACCUCCGCAGCUUGGUUGGCCUGAACCUCAGUGGCUGUGUCCACUGCCUCUCUCCUGGCUCCUUGCUGCGGAAGGCAGAAGAUGACAUUGACAGCGGCAUUGUGGAGACUCUUGUCAGCUCCUGCUGCAACCUUCGGCACUUGAAUCUCUCUGCCGCCCACCACCAUAGCACUGAAAACCUGGGCAAGCAUUUGUGCCAGAUCCUCAGCCGUCUGAAGUGCCUCUUGUCUCUGGCACUGCCUGUCUGUUCCAUUGCUGAUGUUUCCGUGGCAGACAAGCCCUCUGUGCAGCCCGCAAGUGGCGCAGCAUCACAAGGUUUUGGGAAGAAAGUCCGGAUCGGGGUGCAGACUUACGCCAGGAACUUCCAGGAGGAGGGGAAUUCCAGGCCCUCAUCCUCCGUGUUUUGGAGUCUCCUAGAAGGCAUUCCAUAUCUGGAAAGACUGGAGCUGAUUGGGUCCAGUUUUUCCUCGGCCAUGCCCAGGAACGAGCCAGCUAUUAGGAACUCGCUGCCUCCCUGCAGCCGGGCACAGCUUGUGGGUGAUGCAGAAGUGGCUGCCAUCGGGCAGCUGGCUUUUUUACAGAGCCUCACAUUGGCGCAGCUGCCCAACAUCCUCACAGGCUCUGGGCUGAUUAGCAUUGGGGCCCGGUGCCAACAUCUGCGGACCCUUUCCUUGGCUAAUCUGGGCAUGAUGGGCAAAGUGGCAUACAUGGCAGCCCUCAUGGACAUGCUAAAACACUGCAGAUGUCUGCGAGAUCUCAGGCUUGAGCAGCCCUAUUUCAAUGCCAACGCCCAGUUCUUCCAGGCCCUGAGCCACUGUUCGUCUCUCCAGCGCCUGUGCAUCAUCUCCAGGAGGGGGACGCUGCAGCCGGAUGCCGUCAUGGCCUUCAUGACCACUUGUCUCGAGGUUAUCAUGUGCCACAUGUUUACAGGAGAAUCCCUGACGGUUUGCAAGAAUCUUCAGCAGUCCCUGAUAUGGAGUUUCCAGGCUGAGCGACCCGCAUUAAACAUCGUUAUCUUCCCUCUCCUCCACGAGGACUUGACAGAAGUCAUCCGAGACGUCCCCAUGAUGCAUUUGGACGAAAUUACCUUGUUCAAAAGCCGCGUGGCUGAGGAGCCGCCAAACCUGUGGUGGUGACCACACCCGGACAGAAGGGGGUCUUUGGAAUAAGCCUGCGGGAGCAGCAGCUUCUCAUUGGCUGGGAUUCCGUUUCUGAGCUGUGUGGCUACUUUAUCGGGCGCUGUGCAAUUGGGAGGCAAGUCUGCCUGGACGUGGAGUGGAUCAAGUGGAUCCUUUGAACAAAACUUGGCCUUGGAUUUCUGAUAUUUAUUUGUUUUAAUUUCUAGCCCAUCACCCUCGCUGGGCCUUGUGGUGGAUUAUAUUUGGGAAAGGGUCAUGCCUUCUGGUUGAUUUCCUUGCUAUUAUGUUAGAUUCUGAGUAACUUUAACCAUGGCUAAAUGCCUCUUUCUUAACUUGAAUGAACGCAGCUGUUCUUUUUCCUGCUCCCUCCAUUGUCACUGGGCUUUUCUCUUACAGUGACCGUUCUUCUCUGGAGUGUCUUAAGCAGCCUUGUGAAUGCAAGCUGGGGGUAUCUCUCUACCUUAUUUAUUGCAGAGGUUCAUGUGUUCCCAUGGUACCCAACCACAGCCCCCUAUCUGUCAGCCCACGUGGCUUCAGAGGGGCAGGUGUGCAGCUGUGGCAUGUUAUGCUGCAUGCCAAGUAAGCUAUCAGCUUUUAGUUCUAUAUGGGCAGUCCCUGUAUAUUGUGGCACUGGUGUCCUGGAGAGGUCAGCCGCCGAGUGUCAUUGGCUGGCCCUCAAGAGUUUUAUGGCCAUACCACCCUGAACACGCCCUAUCUCAGAAGCUAAACAGGGUCAGGCCUGAUUAAUACUUGGAUGGAAGAGUUUUGAUGUGGCGUUAAUGUCCUCCUAGUAAAAGUAGUCCUAGAAAUGAGUUACUGGAAAGAAGAAGGUGAAGGCACAGAACUGACAAGGUUUCUUUCUGUCUGUUGAAUCCCUUCUUUCCUGUCCUGCUCUGUUUUUGUUUCAAGUAGCCAGCCAUGUGUACCUCCUGUUCAUUCAGGGUGAAAGCAGUUGCAGGGGUGGGGGCUUGCUCAGGAGAACUUCCCUAAGACUGCCCAGCGCAUCUGUGGCUUUCCUGCCUUUCUAUAAAAAGCUUGGAAUGAUACAGCUCCCCUCCCCCAGACGAGUCUGUCUUACAGGAGGGGCUGGAAUUCCAAGUCCCCCAAAUGGCAGCUGUGGAUUGCUCCUCCAUGGUUCACAGCCCAGACUAGGUAUCUUCUCUGACAGGCUUUCCCCAAAGCAUAUUGUAUGUCCACAGAUCCAUGGUGCUUGAGACCAUGGCUUGGCGAAAUGUACCUCCCAUCUUGCUGCAUGGCUGUUCUACCAUUACCUCGUAUGAUGCAGCCGUUGUCAUCUCUUAAAGACAUUACUAUCCUUUCCAUGUCCCUGGGUGAAAGGGGCACUUCAGCAGCAGCAUUACAGCAUUGAGCACUGUAAGUCCAGCGACUGCAGCCCCAUCGCAGCUGGCGUUUUGUUCCACGGACACGGAUUAGAAUUUCUGAAUAUGCUCCACAAAGGCAUGGGUUGCAAUGGAGCCAUAUGGCAAAAAGUGGAUUUUUCCUUCUGUUUUUUCUCAAUGACUUGCUUCCAUUACUCUGUGCUUGACAUAAUGAGCCAGCGUAUGUGUAACUGUGUGUGUAUGUUUUUUUUUAAAUUGUAUGACACUGGUAUCACUGUUCAUUGAAUUUUCAGUGCACUGGCUUACCCAUCCAAUGGCAUAUAAACAUUUCUAUACACACCUUUGCUAUACUAGCACCUUUUUUUAAAAAAGUGGUGGGUGGAGGCCAAUUGCUCGUGUAAGCUCUUUGUAGACUCUUUUUUUCUUGGUAGCCUUCCCUGGUGCAUGGAAUAGACCUUUCCCUUCCAGGAGAUCUCCA
Messenger RNA from Eublepharis macularius, 4088 nucleotides. RefSeq names its product F-box and leucine rich repeat protein 18 (gene FBXL18). The record is from RefSeq and is a predicted model, not a curated record. Gene Ontology annotation, molecular function: protein binding. NCBI's taxonomy places the organism in Eukaryota, Metazoa, Chordata, Lepidosauria, Squamata, Eublepharidae. Bases 6 to 2267 code for a protein of 753 amino acids. Gene Ontology annotation, cellular component: SCF ubiquitin ligase complex. The transcript has 5 exons. Gene Ontology annotation, biological process: SCF-dependent proteasomal ubiquitin-dependent protein catabolic process.